AUGGCUGACCCGGCUACCUCCGUGCUGGUGCUGGGCGCUGGCGGACUUGGAUGCGAAAUCCUAAAGAAUUUGGCGUUCCAGGGCGUUCCAACAAUCCAUGUCGUCGACAUGGACAUUAUCGAGCUGUCAAACCUGAACCGCCAGUUCUUGUUCGAAGAAAAAGACAUUGGACAGCCCAAGGCAGUGAUAGCAGCCCGGUAUAUUAACGAGAAACAUCUUAUUGGUCUUGGAGACCGUCCCGUGUGCGUGACAGCACAUUUCCAAGAUUUGACACUUCUCAGUGAUUCGUUUCUGUCGCAAUUCACCUUGAUCGUUUCAGGGCUGGAUUCCAUACAGGCACGCAGAGCGAUCAAUUCCCGGCUUGUGCGCCUCACGUUCGAUUCCGGCUACGAAAAAUGCAUUCCGUUAAUCGACGGAGGCAGUGACGGGCUGCAGGGCCAUUGCAAAGUGAUCAUUCCCGGGUUUGCAGCAUGUUAUGAAUGCUCACUGGCCACUUUGCCUCCAGAAAAUGAGUCCUAUCCAUUGUGCACAGUGGCCAACAACCCAAGACUGCCCGAGCACGUGAUCGAGUACUUACUCACUGUACAAUGGGCUCAAGAGCAUCCAGAUCGGAGUUUCGACUACUCCGUUGAUGAACAUUUCCAGUGGCUUUUGAAUCGGUCGUUGGAGCGAGCUGCCCUAUUCAAAAUCGACACUUCCAAAUUUACGGCCUCGUUCGUGCUGGGUGUGGUAAAAAACAUCGUUCCCAGCGUGGCCAGCACGAACGCGAUCAUCGCCGCUCAGUGCUGCAACGAGGUGUCCAAACUCAUGUACAACGACUACGACAUAGAGACCUCGAACAAUUUCAUGGUGUACAACGGACAAGACGGAUGUUUCACGUACGCUUUCGUUCACGAACGCCGUCCCGAUUGUCUGGUGUGCGGGGAAUUGACCUGA
This is a messenger RNA of Lachancea lanzarotensis, 936 nucleotides long. It is a transcript of the gene UBA3, whose product is annotated as LALA0S03e05028g1_1. Gene Ontology annotation, molecular function: NEDD8 activating enzyme activity. NCBI's taxonomy places the organism in Eukaryota, Fungi, Ascomycota, Saccharomycetes, Saccharomycetales, Saccharomycetaceae. Gene Ontology annotation, cellular component: nucleus; cytoplasm. Gene Ontology annotation, biological process: protein neddylation. Bases 1 to 936 code for a protein of 311 amino acids. The record is from RefSeq and is a predicted model, not a curated record. The transcript has a single exon.